ACCAUUUCCUAGUGAUGGGGACAAAAUGAGAUAUUUCAGGACGUUACACGUUUUUUCAUGUCUCUCCUAGUAUUCCCAAAUAUCGUGACGCUGGUCACACUGAUUAUUUUCAUAGACGUUAUUUCGAACAGUUUGUUGAUGUUUAUUGUGAAAUACAUGUAAUAAAGUGGUGAAAAAUGUUACCUUUAUCAUUGUUGAGAACAGCACAAAAUCAUCCUAUGCUAGUUGAAUUAAAAAAUGGUGAAACAUAUAAUGGACACUUAGUGAGCUGUGAUAGUUGGAUGAAUAUAAAUCUCAGAGAGGUUAUAUGCACAUCUAGGGAUGGAGAUAAAUUUUGGAGAAUGCCAGAAUGUUAUAUUCGGGGUAGCACAAUCAAAUACUUACGCAUUCCUGAUGAAGUUAUAGAUAUGGUGAAGGAAGAUGUACAGAUGAAAUCCAGAGGACGCGGAGAAAUGAAAGGCAGAGGGCAAAACCAAAGAGGUCGGGGUACUGGAAGAGGUACCUUUGGUCGUGGUGGAAGGGGUUCUGCAUCUCUUGGUCGUGGCGGAAAUCAAGGUGGAAAUAAAUCACAAAAUAAAACAAGGACUAAAUAACUUGAAAUUUCGUUGUAAAUUAAGUUUAAUAUAGUCCUAUGAUUUUUAUCUCAUUUUACUUGAUUAAUGAAAUUUCUUUUAGUAGUACAACAUUUAGUAUAAAAGUAUUAGUUAUUAUUUAUAAAAGAAAAAAUAUUUAUUUCAUUUACAUAAAAGAGAAGACACGCGUAAAAUCUAAUUUCUUAAUGCUAUUUAUACACACCAGUUUUAGCGACUAAACGUGGAGUAAAAAUUAAAUAUUAUUAUACAGUGAUAACAUGAAUUAUUUAUUAAAAGAAUAAUAAUUCAGCUAUAAUAAUUCGAUUACGUCACUUAUUUUUGAAGUUUGUCAGAUCAAUGGAAAAGAAGUUGUGUAAAUUUAUACAAAAUAUGACUUAUAUUUAAUGCGGAUGCACAAUGAUAAGUGGAGUGUUACAGUUUGUGUACCUGUAAAAAACAUAUUCAGUAAAUCUAUAAUAGAAAAUUAACAACUUAAUCAUACUUACUUGAAUGAAAUUCAUAACUUAUGUUUUGAAAAUGGAAUUAUAUUUAUCGUCCUUCAACUGUAAUACAGAAAAUUUGUUAUUUUCAACAGUUUAAUUACUUUUACUUUAAAACUGUAUACAAUGCACUUACUAUAUGAAGCUAAAUCUAUUUCAUCCGGUAAUUCUGUGAUAUUAACAUCAAAUCGUUCUUGUACGUCAUUUAAUAUUUUAGCGUCACUUUCAUCACUGACUAAUGUAAUUGCAAGACCCUGUAAACAGGAAUAAAAUGUUAAUAAAAUAAUGUACGUAUGAAGGAAGACAAA
This is a messenger RNA of Osmia lignaria (orchard mason bee), 1380 nucleotides long. RefSeq names its product U6 snRNA-associated Sm-like protein LSm4. Gene Ontology annotation, molecular function: RNA binding. The record is from RefSeq and is a predicted model, not a curated record. Gene Ontology annotation, biological process: mRNA splicing, via spliceosome; nuclear-transcribed mRNA catabolic process. NCBI's taxonomy places the organism in Eukaryota, Metazoa, Arthropoda, Insecta, Hymenoptera, Megachilidae.